AUGCUCGUGCGUAUUUCGGUUGCAGCUGUGGCUUCGGCCGGGCUUGUCGUAGCCCAGGCUCCUUCAGAUGAUAGUACUCACUACACGCUUGCCUCCUUCGCCUUUAUUCGAACUGGAGAACGGACACCCAUUCUACGAAACAAUACCCAGGUCCUGACGGCGCUAGGCGCCCAACAAAUGUACACGCUCGGAGAAAACUUCAGAACAAGAUACAUUGCUGGCGACUCGCCAAACAAGCUUGGUGUAGAGCAUGUUGCAGGAAUGUCAGUCGAUGUCAUAGACAAUGACCAGAUAAGAGUUCAAACUCUGGAAAAACCGUACCUUGUUUCUUCUGCACAGGCAUUUAUGCAGGGACUAUAUCCUCCGAACAGCAAUUCCAACGGAACCGGACAAGUCGCUAGCCGCCUUGCAGAUGGCACCCAGGUUGACUACCCGCUCAACGGAUACCAGUAUGCUGGUAUCCAAGCUGCUGCACUGGAAGACCCAGACUCAAGAUUCGUUUCUGGAUCGCAAAACUGUCCUCUUGCGCAAGUAGCUGCGCUGAACUUUUUCGAAACAGAAAAGUUCAAGGAAACGGAGGCGGCCAAUGCCGAUUUGUUCAAGAAAUUGAACAUAGAUUGGCUGGAAGGCACACUUCCCGAGGCAUAUUUUAAUGCUCGCUCGGCUCUUGAGAUAUCCGACUACAUCUCUUACCAAUACUCGCACAACUCCAGCGUCUACAAGGCCCUAUCAGCAAACGACUCUGACUACACUGGUGCCUAUGACCAGCUCAGCCAUCUUGCCGACGAAGUUGCCUGGCACCUCUACGGCAACGCAUCCGACCUAUCAACGGAUGCAAACUACCAAGCCAUCGGAGGCAAGACACUCGCCAGCUCCAUCCUCAACACCUUCAAACUCCAAGUCCCGGAUAAAACCAGCCCGAGCAACUCGAGCACCCCAUCCCCGCGCCUAACCUUUUACUUUGGCGAGGAAGACGCAAUGCUAGGUCUCAACUCGCUCCUCAACCUCGACACCAAAUCCCCAUCUUUCAAAUCCAUCCCUUCCUACGCCUCCUCCCUCAUCUUCGAGCUCUUCAGCACAACCAAAGACCAGAACCCCAAACCCGAAAACCUCUGGGUCCGCUUCUCCUUCCACAACGCCACCACAGAUGACAAACAACUCGUCGCAUACCCUCUAUUCAACCACGGCCCCUCAAACACAGACAUGUCCUGGACCGAAUUCGAGCGCCAAUUCAGCGCAAUGGCCGUAUCCGGCAUAUCGGACUGGUGCCGCACAUGCAACAGCGGCAGCCUAUUCUGCUGGGGCGCCGAAGCAAAAAAGAGUCUCGAUGACUUACCUUCUUCCUCCCCUUCCUCCAUCCGCGAACUCAAAUCCCGCCUUUCACCCGUCGUAGGCGGAAUCAUUGGCGCCGUCGUCACGCUCGUCGUCGCUGCCAUUGUUUUCGCCCUCGUCAUGGUGUUUGGCGGUGUGCGCGUGCACCGGCCGCAACGCAGCGUCAAUCAUGACAACGAUGGUAGUGCUAAGGGAAGGGGAUUAGGAGGUUUCAAGGGCGUGGCGAAACUUGCUUCCGAUGCCGAUUUGAGACUUACGAGUGAGGGUGCGGCGGGUGCGGAUGCGAAAAGGGGGCAUGAAAGGAUUGGGAGUUGGGAGUUGAAACAAAAGGAUUUUGGCAAUGGCGAGGAAGUGAGUCGGAAGAGUAGUUUUGAGAGGAUUGAUGGGGUUGUUGCGGCGAGGGUGGAGCCGGUUCAGAGGCUUUGA
Messenger RNA from Bipolaris victoriae FI3, 1758 nucleotides. RefSeq lists its product as hypothetical. The transcript has 2 exons. Lineage: Eukaryota; Fungi; Ascomycota; Dothideomycetes; Pleosporales; Pleosporaceae. The record is from RefSeq and is a predicted model, not a curated record. Gene Ontology annotation, molecular function: phosphatase activity. Gene Ontology annotation, biological process: dephosphorylation. The coding region runs from base 1 to 1758 and encodes 585 amino acids.